AUGCGUCCACCAACUACCACCCUCUUUCGCCACGUCCUCUUCCCCUCCACAACACCAAUAUUCAGAUCCUCACCCGCAACAACUAUGCGCACUUUCUCGAUACUCACGAAACCGGAAUUAAGAUGGCAGGGCGCGGGCGGGUAUGGAAUUCAGAACGCGGGGGGUUAUGGACGAUUAGGUGGAUAUGGUGUUCAGAAUGGGGUGUUGGGCGGAUAUGGACAGGUUCGGGGGAUGAAGGUUAGGAGUUCUGUUAAGAAGUUGUGUGAGGGGUGUAAGAGCGUCCGAAGAAAGGGUGGAAAGAAGGGACGAGGGCACGUUUAUAUCAUUUGCAGCUUAAAUCCUAAGCAUAAGCAACGACAGGGGAAAUAA
This is a messenger RNA of Glarea lozoyensis ATCC 20868, 369 nucleotides long. RefSeq names its product Ribosomal protein L36. Gene Ontology annotation, molecular function: structural constituent of ribosome. The record is from RefSeq and is a predicted model, not a curated record. The coding region runs from base 1 to 369 and encodes 122 amino acids. NCBI's taxonomy places the organism in Eukaryota, Fungi, Ascomycota, Leotiomycetes, Helotiales, Helotiaceae. The transcript is spliced from 2 exons. Gene Ontology annotation, biological process: translation. Gene Ontology annotation, cellular component: ribosome.